UCUGGAGACGAGCAGUGGACGGAUCCUGGUCUAAGGGCAGAAAACCGACAGAAUAUGCUGGAUCUGAGAACAAUCGGAAAGGUGUACUUCCUCCUGCAACUUCUUCAAGGCACUGUGUCGAAUGAGUGGAGAGCUGAAACACCAUCAGAUGUGACAGCACAGAGAGGUUUGUGUGCCCGGAUUACAUGCCACUACCAUUAUCCAACAAGUUUAGAUGGGAAUUCAAGGACUGGUAUCUGGUAUAACAGUGAAAAACAGGAAAAUCAUCAUAUCGCCUUUCACUCCAGAGAUCACAGUCAGGAGAUGCAGAAGUUUCAGUCUCGGACCCGUCUGUCUGGAGACUUGAAAGACGGUGACUGUUCCCUGGUUAUCGACAACAUCACACAGGAAGAUGAAGGGCCAUACUAUUUCAGGAUUGAAUUUGACAGGAGGAAUCGUUACAACUAUCUCCCUGUUACAUGGCUCCGUGUUUCUGAUUUCACAGAUAAACCCACGAUACUCGCUGCAGAACUUGUUGAAGGAAAUUCUGUGAACAUAACCUGCAUCUUCAACACCACGUGUGAUGGAACUUCACCCACCUUAACCUGGGUCACCCCCACGGAUGUACCACCAUCAGUCUCAAGCAGUGUAACUCGUUGGAACAACACUCUGACAUAUACUUCUGUCCUGACCAUGACCCCAGCGCCCAAACACCACGGGCAAAGUCUCACCUGCAGAGUCAGAUACCCAUCUGUUUCAUCGGAGCAGACCUUCGCACUAACUGUGCAGUACGUCCCACAGAAUUUCUCAAUCACUUCUACCAAAAGUGUGAACAAUUCCUGGGUGAAUAUGAAGGAAGGGAUUCCUACAUCGAUCCUCUGCUCCGUCCAGAGUUUCCCAGCAUCGAACCUGAAGUGGAGACAUCUCGGUGUUACACUGAACACAACAAGUUCCAGCAAUGAACUGUGGCUGGUGUUUCCUCAAGUGACACCCCAGCAGGCCGGAGACUAUCAGUGUGUGGCAGAGAAUAAACACGGGACAGCGGAGAGGACAGUGACCCUCACUGUGGAAUAUGUCCCACAGAAUCUCUCAAUCACUUCUCCCAACAACGUGAACGAUUCCUGGGUGAAUAUAAAGGAAGGGAUUUCUACAUCGAUCCUCUGCUCCGUCCAGAGUUUCCCAGUGUCUAACCUAACAUGGAGACAUCUCGGUGUCACACUGAACACAAAAAGUUCCAGCAAUGAACUGCGGCUGGAGUUUCCUCAGGUGACCCCCCAGCAGGCUGGAGUCUAUCAGUGUGUGGCGGAGAAUGAACACGGGAGAGCAGAGAGGGCCAUCACCCUCAGUGUGGAAUGUUGGAUCUGA
Hypanus sabinus (Atlantic stingray) is the source of this 1344-nucleotide messenger RNA. RefSeq names its product sialic acid-binding Ig-like lectin 8. Lineage: Eukaryota; Metazoa; Chordata; Chondrichthyes; Myliobatiformes; Dasyatidae. The record is from RefSeq and is a predicted model, not a curated record. The transcript is spliced from 7 exons. The coding region runs from base 55 to 1344 and encodes 429 amino acids.